Molecule: messenger RNA, 732 nt
Organism: Candidula unifasciata
Lineage: Eukaryota; Metazoa; Mollusca; Gastropoda; Stylommatophora; Geomitridae
Source: the annotation of a GenBank genome assembly
AUGGCGGAGUAUGGGGAGGGAUAUACUGAGCCGUUGGAUGACUCCAGCUCGGAGUGCCCGGCAGAGGAGCGACAUGACGUAGGAGGCAGUAAAAGAGGGAGUAGAGCAGAUUCAGAGCCCAAGCCCAAGCGAAAGAGAAGUUGUCCCAUGUACUUUGGGGUCAAGUCCUACCUGCACCAGUUUUAUGAAGACCAUGGUUACAAGGACCCGGCUCUCUACGAGGAGGAUGAUCACCAGUAUCUGCUGUCGCAGCGCAGACGACGACUUCGGUGCACGCCCAUCUGGUGGAAGCUGUUCAUGUGGAUUGGAGUCAUUCUUCUUUUGUUUGGAGUAAUGGGUAUUUUGAUCGGCUACCUCGUACCACCUCGACACGUGUUAAUAGAAUCUCCCGAUGACCUCAGUGGCGAAGCCUAUAUUGACGAGAAAGCGCAGGAAUACAACACGACCCUUGACAUGUGCAAGCUCAUCGGACUCAUCUUAUUCUGUGUUGGGGGUGUCACACUUGCACUGUCACUUCUGUUUCCAUCAUUUCUCACGCGCCACUGCGACGAUGAGCCUAACUCUGAUUACCCGCCCAUCAAGGCCCACAUCCCACAAGACGACACGGAGAAAGGUCCUUUGAGCCCUAGUCAAGAAGUUAUUCCUGCGUCUUCCAUAGUCAAGGGUAUUCAACCGACCAAGAAAGCAGAACAGCAAAUGUUGACGCAAUCUUCAGGCCAUGAGGACAAAUAG